ACAAGAGCUGUGCUUUAUGACAAAACAGUUUCUGGUCCGGACUGAUAAUGUCGAACGAUGAGAAAGUUUUGGAGAUGGACGAUGCCGAUAAGGAAUGGCCCGUACAAAUGAAAGGGGAAGGAGGCUUAAAAAGUCAACAUAAAAGAAAGCUUAUGAACAGUACCGGGGAUCAGACAGACUAUAUAACUCAGCUGAAGAGGUUCCUGUGUAUCGGAACAACAGGCGGGACAUAUUACGCGGGAGAGGUCGAGCUGAUCAAGGAAAACGCACGCUGCAUUGAUAGGUUAAUAAACAGCAAAAAAGGCAAAGAUGUGGUAGAGCUGGUUCGUGAGUUCAAUGUAAAGAACCGAGCAUGUAAACAGGGACCAAUUAUCUACACAUUGGCGCUCUGCUGUCGUUCAAACGACCUCACAACUUAGGUAGAGGGUUAUAAAAUUCUGUCUGAUGUAUGCCGAAUCCCAACACACCUAUUCGAAUUCAUUAAGCACUGUAAGGAAGAGAGCGCAGGAGCAGGAUGGGGGCGUGCGCACCGCCGCGCCAUAUCUAACUGGUACUUUAAUUACGGGAAGAAGGGAGAGGCGGAAAAUCUUGCUCGUCUUAUGACGAAGUACAAGAAUCGCUUUGGUUGGAGCCAUAAGGAUAUUUUCCGGCUCUGUCAUAUUAAACCGGACCCCGAACAUCCCGAGAUCAAUUACCUGAUCAUGGUUACCACUGCAGGAAAGAAGAAAACAGAGAUAGAUUUUAAAGAAGUUCAUGACAACCCCGAACUUGAAAAGGUGAGGACCUUUAUGGAUGCAGUAGCUCGAGCUGAACGUUGUAGGGAUGUAGAAAUCAUGAAACGCUUAAUACUGGACCAUAAUUUAACACGUGAACAUGUACCUACUGAUUUGUUGAAGUCAAAGGAGGUAUGGAAAGCUCUGAUCAGACAUAUGCCUAUGACAGCGAUGAUAAGGAAUCUGGGUAAAAUGUCCCAUUUAGAACUUUUGGAGCCAGGAACUUUUGAGGAGACGCUGACUAUUCAGAAACUGACAAACCCAGAGUUACUUAAACACGGGAGAAUCCAUCCAUUCACACUUUUGGUAGCUUUGAACCAGUACAAGAAAAGUCAUGGAGAGCUUGGAAAGAUGAAAUGGAAAAAGAAUGUCAACAUAGAAAAAGCUUUAGAGGAUGCGUUUUAUCUGUCAUUUAAGAACGUGGAGCCCACCGGAAAAAGAUUCUGUCUGGCUGUUGAUGUCAGUGGGUCCAUGAAUGUUCCCGUAAUGGGUACACCAACCAUUUCUGUACGUGACGCUGCAGCAGCUAUGAUAAUGGUCACCGCUCGUACGGAGGAAAAUUAUGAAGUGGUAGCUUUCUCGGACAAACUCACCCCGCUGGAUAUCAAAUCUUCGGACAACCUACACAAUGUCUUGGACAAAUGCGCCUCACUGCCCGUCGGCAAUUCCGACUUUUCUAUGCCCAUGCUGUACGCCAUGGAACAAAAUAAGGAAUUCGACAUAUUUAUCGUCUACACAGAUUCUGAAACCUACUUUGAAAAAGGUGAUACCUCAAAGACCCUUGUUAAAUACCAGCAGAUAACACAUGCCCGACUGAUCGUCUGUAGAAUGGCCAGCAAUAAGUUCACCAUCACUGAUCCUAAUGAUCCCAUGAUGAUGGACAUCGUUGGUUUCGAUACAAAUGCACCACAGGCUAUCAACGAAUUUGUCAUGGGACAUAUUUAAUUUGCCAUUUUGCUUGAUAUAUUCUAGAGUGGUAAUUUUAA
Messenger RNA from Saccostrea echinata, 1759 nucleotides. Its product is annotated as RNA-binding protein RO60-like. The record is from RefSeq and is a predicted model, not a curated record. Gene Ontology annotation, cellular component: ribonucleoprotein complex. Lineage: Eukaryota; Metazoa; Mollusca; Bivalvia; Ostreida; Ostreidae. The transcript is spliced from 2 exons. Gene Ontology annotation, molecular function: RNA binding. Bases 600 to 1718 code for a protein of 372 amino acids.